Molecule: messenger RNA, 999 nt
Organism: Fragaria vesca subsp. vesca
Lineage: Eukaryota; Viridiplantae; Streptophyta; Magnoliopsida; Rosales; Rosaceae
Product: putative F-box/LRR-repeat protein 23-like
Exons: 2
Coding region: 1-999 (332 amino acids)
Molecular function (GO): protein binding
Source: RefSeq, a predicted model, not a curated record
AUGCCAAGAGCGGCAAAGAAACGAAGACUAUCAAAGUCAGUAUCCUCAAACAAAACCCUGCAGCAUGGCAGCCGGAACUGGAUUGACCUUCCGGACGACAUCACCGCUUGGAUUCUGUCACGUCUGUCAAUGUUCGAUAUCCUAGAGAAAGCUCAGAGGGUGUGCCUGACAUGGCGCCGGAUCUGCAAGGACCCUCUGACGUGGCGCACCAUCCGCAUGGAGUUCGAUAUUCAUCUUCGCCAAAAAAAGACCAAUGGAAAUUUCACUUCCCACAAAAGAAAAAAGAAUCUGCGCAGAUUUCAUAACUUCAACGCACAUAAGAUGUGCGAACACGCCAUUCAUCUCAGCUUUGGCAAUCUCGUCGAUAUCAGCAUCCAGAACUGUGGCACAGAUGAGCUCCUUCAACAUAUGACUGAUAGUUCGAGGGGAAUCAGACGCCUCAGUAUUGUGUUUUCAGCUUACAUAACAAUGGAGGGACUGAGUAAAGUGGCUUCGAAGAUUCCGCUGUUGGAGGAUCUUGAAAUCUCAUACACACCAGAGAGUAGAAUCCCUCCUUUCACAAAGUCACACGCAGAACACAAAUAUCUUGAAGUGAUUGGCCGUUCCUGCCCUCUUUUGAAAUCUUUGAGAUCGAACAAGCACCGAGGUAUCUUUGAACCCGAAGACAACGGUGACGCAUUUGCGAUAGCCAGAACAAUGCAUCGCUUACAGAAGCUCCAGCUUGUUGGAAAUCGGCUGAACGAUGAAGGUUUCCGCGCCAUUCUUGAAGGUUGUCCGCGUCUUGAGUCACUUGAUCUCCGAGAGUGUGGGCGUCUUCAUCUGAUGAAUAAUACGGGAUGGCUUCCCAGUCUUGAAGAUUUGGGAACAAGAUGUUCUAAACAAAUUAAAACACUGCGGCUUCCUCACGAUUCUAUAGAUGACUAUGAGCAUCUUGCCAUUGAUAAAAUUGUUCACAGACAAUGCAAUAAAUAUCUUAGAUAUAUUGAUAUUAAUAUUUGA